AUGAAUCUAAACGUAGACGAUUUGGACGCACGAGCAUUUCAGCUCGUCCCUGGACCGAAGAGCAGGUAUUUUCAAGUGGAUCUUAAAACUGGUGCUUUGUGCGUUAGGGAAAGGAUUGAUCGCGAGGAGCUCUGUGCUAAUUUCCUCACUUGCUCUUUAAAUUUUGAAGCUUUAGUGAAUCAUCCUCUGAGUCUUUACCGAAUCACGGUUAAUGUUGUAGACGUGAAUGAUCAUUAUCCUGUGUUUCCAGUGAAAGCUCAGAUGCUGAAUAUAUCUGAGUCAGUCCAGUUGGGAGCUAGAUUUUCGUUACUCAGUGCAUUCGAUGCUGAUGUUGGUUCUCUGUCAGUAAAAAACUAUAAACUUACUCCAAACGAACACUUUUCGUUAGAUGUGAACAGCGGUGAAAAGCACAUCAUGUCUGCUGAACUUGUUCUUCGGAAAGCUUUAGACCGAGAAAAAGAACCCGUUAUCAGGCUCAUUUUGACCGCUUUUGAUGGAGGGAAACCUCCAAGAUCCGGUUCACUGCAGAUUAUGGUCAGUGUUUUAGACAUAAAUGACAACGCCCCAGUGUUUAGCAGCUCUCUUUUCAAAGUUCGAGUGACUGAGAAUGCACCACCAGGAACUACAAUCAUUAAGAUAAAUGCCACCGACGUAGACGAAGGCUUAAACGGGGAAAUUAAAUAUAUUUUUAGUACUCAGGGCCAGGAAAAUAAUCUGGGUCCAUUUUUAAUUAAUGCCGAGACUGGCGAAAUAAUAGUAAAGGGCAUCGUUGAUUUUGAAGAUAAAGCUUUCCAUGAGUUAAGAGUGGAAGCACAUGAUAAAGGCCUUUCCCCAAUGACAGCUAACUGUAAAGUGCUGGUUGAAAUAAUAGAUGUUAACGAUAACGCACCAGAAAUGAGCAUAACGCAGCUACUGAUGAGUCUAAGGGAAGAUGCUAAACGUGGCACUGCUGUAGCACUCGUUACCGUUUCAGAUAAGGAUGGAGAAACCAAUGGGAAAGUGAGCUGCAGGCUGAUUGGUGAACUGCCAUUUAAACUUGAGUCGAACUAUAAAAACUACUACUCGGUUGUACUUGACGGUCAGCUCGACAGAGAAAACAUUUCUCAGUACAAUGUAACUAUUCUAGCGACAGAUGAAGGAAAUCCGCCGCUCUUCAGCGCCGCAGGGGUUCACGUUCACAUUUUGGAUGUGAAUGACAACGCUCCGAUUUUUAGCAAGACAAAAAUAAGUGUGUAUGUUAAAGAAAACCUGCCGCCUGGGACACUUCUGUACUCACUUUCAGCGAUGGAUCUAGAUUCGAACGAAAACGCUGAAAUUUCAUAUUCGAUUUUGGAAGGCAAAUCAGCCGCGUCGUCCGCCUUAAGUAUUAACUCUAUGACGGGCCAACUUUAUAGUCUGCAGUCCUUUAAUUACGAGGAAACUAAGAUUUUCAGUUUUCAAGUUCAGGCUGUAGACUCUGGUGUUCCUCCUCUUAACAGCACAGUCAAAAUAAACGUCUUCAUCCUGGAUGAGAAUGACAACAUUCCUAUAAUUUUACCUCCUUAUUCUGACUCUGGAUCAGUAAACAAUGAGAAUAUCCCCUACUCUGCUGAAGCGGGAUAUUUUGUGGCUAAAGUCAGAGCCGUAGAUGCUGAUUCAGGAUAUAAUGCACUAUUAUCUUAUCACAUAACCGAACCAAAGGGAUCAAAUCUUUUCCGAAUCGGAACCAGCACAGGAGAAAUAAGGACUAAAAGACGAAUGAGUGACAAUGACUUAAAAACUCACUCGCUUAUUAUUGCUGUCUCGGAUCAUGGAGAACCUUCACUGUCCACAACUAUAAGUAUUGAAAUUGUGGUUAUGGAAAAUAUGGAUGAUGUGCGGCCGUCUCUAAAGCAAAUGUCGAUUACAAAUGACAAUUUUAUUAAUCUGAAUCUCUAUCUGCUAAUUGCUGUUGUCUCAGUGUCCAUUAUAUUUUUACUGAGCCUCAUCGCAUUAAUAGCAGCUAAAUGCUACAGGACAGACGGUGCUUUCAGCAUCUCCAGUGCUCCAGUGGUCACUACACACCCUGACGGGAGCUGGUCUUACUCUAAAUCCAAUCAACAGUAUGAUGUGUGUUUUAGCUCAGACACACUGAAGAGUGAUGUAGUGGUUUUCCCCUCGCCGUUUCCGCCUGCAGACGCAGAGCUGAUUAAAGGAGGAGACACUUUUAACAGGACACAAAGUCUUCCUAGCACUGGGAAGGUGAGCACAGCUUUAGUUGGCAUGUUUUUAACCGCAGUAUUUUGA
This is a messenger RNA of Silurus meridionalis, 2265 nucleotides long. RefSeq names its product protocadherin alpha-4-like. The transcript has a single exon. NCBI's taxonomy places the organism in Eukaryota, Metazoa, Chordata, Actinopteri, Siluriformes, Siluridae. The record is from RefSeq and is a predicted model, not a curated record. Gene Ontology annotation, molecular function: calcium ion binding. Bases 1 to 2265 code for a protein of 754 amino acids. Gene Ontology annotation, cellular component: plasma membrane. Gene Ontology annotation, biological process: homophilic cell-cell adhesion.